AGAGUAGAGAUGAGUCAAGAAUGCGUUGAAUAGGUUUACGUUUAUAUCCUUAUCACUAAAUAGUAAAUAUAUUUUUAUUAGUGAACAUAAAUUUGAAGUGAAUUUUGUGGAGAAAAUUAUCCGCAAAAUGUAUGGUUUGAAUGAUAGAAGUAAUGAACGAAACGCUAAGAUUAGUUACACCCGCGAAGAGCGCCGGAGUCUAUCCAACAGUCACUCGUCACUGGAUUCUUGUGGUGCGGAUCAUUCGUGUCGUAAUAAUCUCAAACAUUUACUCCAUUCGUAUCGCUUUCACUUACUUAUUGUCGGUUUAGUGAUUGUGGACUGUAUUGUUGUGGUCAUUGAAUUGAUGAUCGAUUUGCAAAUAUAUCAGACAGAAGUCGUCAAAACUAAUUCAAACCAUAACAUCAAUGAGUCUCAUAAAACGGCACAUACUAUAGCAGAGGUUCGCUAUAAGCAGUCCUUU
Molecule: messenger RNA, 463 nt
Organism: Medioppia subpectinata
Lineage: Eukaryota; Metazoa; Arthropoda; Arachnida; Sarcoptiformes; Oppiidae
Source: the annotation of a GenBank genome assembly